This is a messenger RNA of Acomys russatus (golden spiny mouse), 2635 nucleotides long. It is a transcript of the gene Gabra6, whose product is annotated as gamma-aminobutyric acid type A receptor subunit alpha6. The record is from RefSeq and is a predicted model, not a curated record. Gene Ontology annotation, cellular component: postsynapse; GABA-A receptor complex; synapse. Gene Ontology annotation, molecular function: transmitter-gated monoatomic ion channel activity involved in regulation of postsynaptic membrane potential; GABA-A receptor activity; inhibitory extracellular ligand-gated monoatomic ion channel activity. Bases 477 to 1838 code for a protein of 453 amino acids. Gene Ontology annotation, biological process: chloride transport; gamma-aminobutyric acid signaling pathway; regulation of postsynaptic membrane potential. NCBI's taxonomy places the organism in Eukaryota, Metazoa, Chordata, Mammalia, Rodentia, Muridae. The transcript is spliced from 9 exons.
CUUCUGUGAACCAUAGAAAUAAUAAAUGCUGAGCCCAUUGGAACAUAAUUUCAAUCAGCAAGAUGCCACUGCUUUCCAGAUUUUCUCACAGGCCCUGCUAAUUCCAUGCCAAAACUAGCCGUGGAUUUCUUCCUUUUAAUCUCCCCUAAUGCCUUAGUCAAUUAUUGUCACUGCUGUGAUUCUCCACUUCCCAACUGAAUCAGUCAGAGGAGGCUGGGUAUCUGCAAGACACUUAUAGUAAGACCAUAAAUGACCCCACUCCAUGUGAAAAGACAUAAAUAACACAAAAAGAAGAAGGGGAACACUUAAUGCUUUCUUGGCAACCCCUUUAUCUAUUGGAUUGCUGACUGGAUCCAGACCGGGAUGAGGGAUAUGAGGGGUUGGGAAGAUAUCUCCAGUUGAUUUUCAAAGGAGAGCUGACUGAGAGGAGGAAGAGAGCAGGAGGAAGGUCACCUGGCAUUUCCGUGAACCAUAGGAUGGUGUUGCUUCUUCCCUGGCUGUUCAUAAUUCUACGGCUAGCAAAUGUCCAAGCUCAACUUGAAGAUGAAGGCAACUUCUACUCUGAAAAUGUCAGUCGGAUUCUUGACAACUUGCUGGAAGGCUAUGACAAUCGCCUACGGCCAGGAUUUGGAGGUGCUGUCACAGAAGUCAAAACAGACAUCUAUGUGACCAGCUUUGGACCUGUGUCAGAUGUGGAAAUGGAGUAUACAAUGGAUGUUUUCUUCCGCCAGACUUGGACUGAUGAGAGACUGAAGUUUAGGGGUCCUGCUGAGAUUCUGAGCUUAAAUAACUUGAUGGUCAGUAAGAUCUGGACUCCUGACACGUUUUUCCGGAAUGGAAAAAAGUCAAUUGCUCACAACAUGACCACCCCUAACAAGCUCUUCCGGUUAAUGCAAAACGGAACCAUCCUGUACACCAUGAGGCUUACCAUCAAUGCCGAUUGUCCCAUGAGGCUGGUUAACUUCCCUAUGGAUGGACAUGCUUGUCCACUCAAGUUUGGGAGCUAUGCUUAUCCUAAAAGUGAAAUCAUAUAUACAUGGAAAAAAGGACCACUUUAUUCAGUAGAAGUCCCAGAAGAAUCUUCUAGCCUUCUCCAGUAUGAUUUGAUUGGGCAAACAGUUUCUAGUGAGACUAUUAAAUCUAACACAGGUGAAUAUGUAAUCAUGACUGUCUAUUUCCACUUGCAAAGGAAGAUGGGCUACUUCAUGAUCCAGAUAUACACCCCGUGCAUUAUGACAGUCAUCCUUUCUCAGGUGUCUUUCUGGAUUAAUAAGGAGUCGGUCCCAGCGAGAACCGUCUUUGGAAUCACUACCGUUUUAACCAUGACUACCUUAAGCAUCAGUGCCCGGCACUCCCUACCCAAAGUGUCAUACGCAACUGCCAUGGAUUGGUUCAUAGCUGUGUGUUUUGCUUUUGUCUUUUCUGCCCUCAUUGAGUUUGCAGCUGUCAACUACUUCACCAAUCUCCAGUCACAGAAGGCUGAAAGGCAGGCGCAGACUGCAGCCCCACUCCCUGUGGCAACAUCAAAAGCAACCGAGCCACUGGAGGCUGAGAUUGUUGUGCAUUCUGACUCCAAGUACCAUCUGAAGAAGAGGAUCAGCUCUCUGACUUUGCCAAUUGUUCCAUCUUCUGAGGCCAGCAAAGUCCUCAGUAGAACACCCAUCUUACCAUCAACACCUGUCACUCCCCCACUGAUCUUACCAGCUGUUGGGGGCACCAGCAAAAUAGAUCAAUAUUCUCGGAUUCUCUUCCCUGUAGCAUUUGCAGGAUUCAACCUUGUGUACUGGAUAGUUUACCUUUCCAAAGACACAAUGGAAGUGAGCAGUACUGUAGAGUAGUGUGCAGCCAGGGCAACCUGGACACUAGAUUUCCUUGGUUUUCUCACUGCGAGGACACAAAUUAUUGAGAUUUGUGCAGAUGUUCUCAUUUCAGAUAUGAAGUGAAAAUAGAAUAUCUGUGUUUCAUAAUGUGGACUAAGUCUGUAUGUGCCCAAAACAAUGAUGUUAUUCAAAAUUGAAAUUAGAAGGUUCCUGAAAAUAUGACCUUUCUAUACAGUAAAAUAAGUAACAACACUAAGAAAUCUAUGUGGAUAAAAUAGAUUCAAAAUGAGUUUGCCAACCUUUUUCCUCAUUGCUCAAUAUAUUUGUCACUGUAAAUAACAUUUUCCACAAGGCAGAUGAACUCAGACACACUGACACUUCUAAAGCUCGCCUUAAAGUUGUUUGUUUUGGCUUAGUUUCUAGUCUAAGUAGUUAUUGGUAUGUUUGUACAGCAUGCUGGAAGCUUCUAUGAUUUUACAAGAACUUUCAGUGGCAUUGGACCGCUAAAAUUGUGCUUACACAUUUCUUUUUAACCUUGCUGUGUUCUUUUACCUCAAUAAAAUGUGGUAUUAUAUACAUAUAAAUAAUACAUAGUUUAUAAAUUAUGUAUGCCUAUGUACAUAGCUUUAGUUAGGCUGAAACACUGUUGCUAUUUCCCACUAAAUUCUCCUUUAAAAAGUUGAUGCUUGCCGUAACACCAGAAAGUUGUAGGAAGGUCACUCUGUGUACUAUGACUGUAUAUUCCGAUUAUGCUUACUACUCAUAUGUUCCACUUUCCUAAGUAUAAUACUAAAUAAAACUAUAACAAGCUUGCA